AUGGAGGACUACGAAACGUCCGACCACUUCACGAGGCGCAACAAGAUGUCAAAAGACAUCGGGCGUGGAGUUUCGUUGUCGGCAGAGGCUCGCGCCGCGCUGCCAUCGUUGGACAACUUCAUGUCGCACCAGAACCCUACCAGCGGGGAGUUUUCGCUUGACCUCGUCUUGGAGAAGUGCUUGGACCUCACCUUCCCGCAAAAGGCGCGAAAGUUGUUUUUGGAUAAGACGAACGCCUACGUCAAGCACUGCACGACGGCGCCGCCGCCCGGGGAAGAGGACAAGCGGAAGCCACACCAGAUGAAGAAGUCCGCCACGCUCGGUCGCGUCACGCUCGGGGAGCGGUCCGAGGAGCGCAACACCUACGGCAUGUUCGAGGAGCAGCACAUCGACGGCAUGAUCGGCAUUUUCAUCACCAUGGGCCUCACGAAGAAAGUCCGGAUGCGAAAGCACUGGAGCCGGUCCGCCCACGACAACUACCCGCUGGUCCAGAAGUGCAUGUCGCGCGACGUGUUCGAGCUCUUGUACUGCCGCUUCCUUCACUGCUCCGACCCCAACGCUCCGGAGCGACUGCUACCCGAUGGCGAAGAAAACCCAGAUUACGACUCCAAGUGGCAUAUCAGGGAGCUAGAAGAGAUCCUCAACACUGCAUGGGCGGCGAACGUCGAGUGUGACAAUUGGUUGUCGUACGACGAGCAAAUGAUCAAGACUGUUUCGAAGUACUCGAGCAAGGUUUCUUUCUACUGCCCGGCGAAGCCCAUCAAGCACGGUGAGCAUGCGCACGCAUUUGAAAGCUUGUCUCACGAAAGGGGUCUCCGAGAGUAG
Molecule: messenger RNA, 825 nt
Organism: Ectocarpus sp. CCAP 1310/34
Lineage: Eukaryota; Phaeophyceae; Ectocarpales; Ectocarpaceae
Source: the annotation of a GenBank genome assembly